AGAACGAUGGUGUUAUCGGUAGCAAGAAGUUCAACGUCGCAUAUAUUUUUUUGACAGGUUUUAUCGAAGGGGCAGAAAAAGCGGGCAGUGAGAAGGAGGGGAAUCAGCCAGAACCUGUUCUUUCAUUCACUCAGUUACAUAACAUUAUGAAGCGACAAACAAAACAGCAUUUGCUGUACACAUUUUGAGAUGGUAUGGUUGUUUCUCCUCGUCGCAGGAGUGUUCCUGUUUGUGGUCUUCAUUCGAACCAAGAAAAAAAGGAUGAACCCCUCUGGUGUGUGCGUCUUCGUCAGCGGGUGCGACACAGGCAUCGGACACGAAGUGGCCAUAGACCUGGACAGCAUCGGAUGCACGGUGUUUGCCGGCUGCUUGCAACCCGAAUCGUCUCGUCUCUCACUGCCCGCGUCCGUUCACGUGGUGCCCUUGGACAUCACAGAUGAGGGAAGUGUAUCCCGGGCAAUAGAAGACGUCGAAAGACAUUUGCAAAAAAAGGGAAAAGAACUGUGGGCUCUUAUCAACAAUGCCGGUGUCUGUGUGUACGGCGAAUUCGAAUGGCAGACGUGGAAUCAAUGCCAGAAGCAAGUCGAAGUGAAUCUUCUGGGAACUAUGCGCCUCACGAAAGCCUUUUUGCCGCUGCUCAGGAAAAGUAAAGGUAGAGUCAUAACCAUCACCAGCAUCAAUGGUUCCAUAGCCUAUCCUGGACUCAGCGUGUACAGUGCCACUAAAUUUGCUUUGGAGGGACUGAACAAUGCACUGAGGUUAGAACUUCGUAGGCAUCACGGUAUUCGGGUAAUCGUCGUGCAACCAGGCGACUUAGCAAGACUCACGAGCAUUAUGUCCCGACACCAAGCAAAUGCUCAAGAAAUGUGGGAUGCUAUGUCCGAAGAAGAUAGGCAACGCUAUGGUUCCUUUUUCCACAAGUACCAUAAUAUAACUCUCAAGAACUAUGGCCUAACGAGCCCAGAUUCCUUUGAGCACUCUCCCAUACUGGGAGAUCUAAAGGAUGCGAUCUUAAAUGAAAGCCCAGCGGACCGGUAUAUUUCAGCAACGCUUUUGCACAGGCUUUGUUAUUUCUUGCUUGGAGUCAUGCCAGCCAAGUUAAGAGAUGCCAUUUUGGACAAGGUGACAGACAUGCUGUUCAGUACGGAUAUAAAUAAAGACGAUGAGUGUAAAACCUACGAUGAAAAGUAAAUAAAAUAAAAUUAUUGCACACCUAAAAA
This is a messenger RNA of Stegodyphus dumicola, 1220 nucleotides long. RefSeq names its product D-beta-hydroxybutyrate dehydrogenase, mitochondrial-like. The record is from RefSeq and is a predicted model, not a curated record. Gene Ontology annotation, cellular component: intracellular membrane-bounded organelle. Gene Ontology annotation, molecular function: oxidoreductase activity. NCBI's taxonomy places the organism in Eukaryota, Metazoa, Arthropoda, Arachnida, Araneae, Eresidae. Gene Ontology annotation, biological process: steroid metabolic process.